AUGGGGCUUCCGGAGGAGCGGGGCCGGAGCGGCAGCAGGAGCGCGGAGCGGGAAGAGGCUGGAGCCCGGAACCGGGUGCGGAGUUGGUCUCCGCCACCCGAGGUCAGCCGUUCCGCGCACGUCCGGUCGCUGCAGCGCUACCGCGAGCUGCACCGACGCUCAGUGGAGCAGCCGCGAGAGUUUUGGGGAGACAUUGCCAAGGAAUUUUACUGGAAGACCUCAUGUCCUGGCCCAUUCCUCCAGUACAAUUUUGAUGUGACUAAAGGGAAAAUCUUCAUCGAGUGGAUGAAAGGAGCAACUACUAACAUCUGCUACAACGUACUGGAUCGAAUUGUCCACGAGAAAAAACUUGGAGAUAAAGUUGCUUUUUACUGGGAGGGCAAUGAACCAGAGGAGACCACCCAGAUCACAUAUCGUGAGCUUCUGGUCCAAGUGUGUCGAUUCAGCAAUGUUCUCCAAAAACAGGGCAUUCGGAAGGGUGACCGAGUGGCCAUCUACAUGCCCAUGAUACCGGAGCUUGUGGUGGCCAUGCUGGCAUGUGCCCGCCUUGGGGCUCUGCACUCCAUUGUGUUUGCAGGCUUCUCUGCAGAGUCUCUUUGUGAACGGAUCCUGGAUUCCAGUUGCAGCCUUCUUAUCACUACAGAUGCCUUCUACAGGGGGGAAAAGCUUGUGAACCUGAAGGAGCUGGCUGACGAGGCCCUGGAGAAGUGUCGGGAGAAGGCUUUCCAAGUGAGGUGCUGCAUUGUGGUCAAGCACCUGGGGCGGGCAGAGCUGGGCACAGGUGACUCUCCCAGCCAAUCCCCCCCCAUUAAGAGGCCAUGCCCGGAUGUACAGAUCUCCUGGAACCAAGGGGUUGACUUGUGGUGGCAUGAACUCAUGCAAGAGGCAGAGGAUGAGUGUGAGCCCGAGUGGUGUGAUGCUGAGGACCCACUCUUCAUCCUGUACACCAGUGGCUCCACAGGCAAACCCAAGGGUGUGGUACAUACUCUUGGGGGCUACAUGCUCUAUGUGGCCACGACCUUCAAGUACGUGUUUGACUUCCACAAGGAGGAUGUGUUCUGGUGCACAGCAGACAUUGGCUGGAUCACUGGCCAUUCCUACGUCACCUAUGGGCCACUGGCCAAUGGUGCCACCAGUGUUUUGUUUGAGGGGAUUCCCACAUACCCGGAUGUGAGCCGCCUGUGGAACAUCGUGGACAAGUACAAGGUGACCAAGUUCUACACAGCACCCACGGCUAUCCGCCUGCUUAUGAAGUUUGGAGAUGAGCCUGUCACCCGGCAUAGCCGGGCAUCCUUACAGGUAUUAGGCACAGUGGGUGAACCCAUUAACCCUGAGGCCUGGCUGUGGUACCACCAGGUGGUAGGUGCCCAGCGCUGUUCCAUCGUGGACACCUUCUGGCAGACAGAGACAGGUGGCCAUAUGCUGACCCCCCUCCCUGGUGCCACACCAAUGAAGCCUGGUUCUGCUACCUUCCCGUUCUUUGGUGUAGCUCCUGCAAUUUUGAAUGAGUCUGGGGAAGAGUUGGAAGGUGAAGCUGAAGGUUACCUGGUGUUCAAGCAGCCCUGGCCAGGAAUCAUGCGCACAGUCUAUGGGAACCAUGAACGCUUUGAGGCCACCUACUUUAAGAAGUUCCCCGGUUACUACGUAACAGGAGAUGGCUGCCGGCGGGACCAGGAUGGCUAUUACUGGAUCACUGGCAGGAUUGAUGACAUGCUGAAUGUAUCUGGACAUCUGCUGAGCACAGCAGAGGUGGAAUCAGCACUUGUGGAACAUGAGGCUAUUGCAGAGGCAGCUGUGGUCGGUCACCCUCAUCCUGUGAAGGGCGAAUGCCUCUACUGCUUUGUCACCCUGUGCGAUGGCUACACCUUCAGCCCCACCCUCACCGAGGAGCUCAAGAAGCAGAUUAGAGAAAAGAUUGGCCCCAUUGCCACUCCGGAUUAUAUCCAGAAUGCACCUGGCUUGCCUAAAACCCGCUCAGGGAAAAUCAUGAGGCGGGUGCUUCGGAAGAUUGCUCAGAAUGACCACGACCUCGGGGACAUGUCUACUGUGGCUGACCCAACUGUCAUCUGCCAGCUCUUCAACCACCGCUGCCUGACCAUCCAGUAAACAAGACCUUGCCCUUUACCCAGGCUUCCCCCUGCUUGGCUUUCCAAAGUUUUGCCCACCCUCCCAGUCCCCAUCCAGGAGUGCUGAGGGCCAGUGCUGACCCACACCACCUCCCUUGACCAGCUGUCUGGGACCAAGGACCAGCUUUGCCCUUGGGUGGAGGCAACUUCCUGUGGCUGGCAGAUAGAUGGGACAUGGCCCAGGUUAGCCUCAGAUUGCUGUGCCCUAGAUUGCAAGAGCCCUUGGAGCCCAGAACAGGGACCUGAAGGUCAUGUCCCUUACCCAAGUUAAGUAUGCAGAAGGCAAGUGAGGGUCUAGACUGAAGCAGGGAGGCAGCUCUGUAAUCCUAUGUCAGCUCUCUCAGGAAGCACCAGUACUUAUCCUGGAUUUGCAUUUGUCCUUAGAAAUGCCUGUGUGUGAGUCCCAAAAGAACUGAUUAUUAUUUUUUUUAAAUACUUUGCUGCUUCUGUUCUAUAUCUGAAUUCUCUUUUGUGCCAGAUGGCAGUGCUUGUCUGCCCAUUUGCUUCAGGGGAUGUGCAGACAGGCUGGUUCCAGAGGGUUUUCAGAUUACCUGCUUCUUUGCUGGAAUAAAUAUGUUUUGUUCCUAGGGCCAGAAGAGUUUGUCUUCCUUGUCCUCUGUUCCCACCCUUCCAUGAACAGUCCUGCCCAUAAGAGACACUCUCAGAUGAAACUCUUCUAUUCUUGCCCCAGUCAUGCUCAGGCUCUGGAUGUAGGAAUAAAGUCAUGACCUUAAAAAG
Messenger RNA from Zalophus californianus (California sea lion), 2864 nucleotides. RefSeq names its product acyl-CoA synthetase short chain family member 2 (gene ACSS2). Gene Ontology annotation, cellular component: cytoplasm. NCBI's taxonomy places the organism in Eukaryota, Metazoa, Chordata, Mammalia, Carnivora, Otariidae. Gene Ontology annotation, biological process: acetyl-CoA biosynthetic process. Gene Ontology annotation, molecular function: acetyl-CoA synthetase activity. The transcript is spliced from 18 exons. The record is from RefSeq and is a predicted model, not a curated record. The coding region runs from base 1 to 2106 and encodes 701 amino acids.